CUCAAGUGUUCGCUCACUGACCGUUCGUUCAUAGCUUCCUAUCUACAUGGCGUGGCAGCCACCGACACUGCACUGCAUACUUACGGCUACUGCUCCUCCGCCUCCCGCGGCGGCUUCCUCCUCAGAAGCGCCUGCAGCAGCGAAAGCGUCUUGUUUGCGCCAACCUGACAUUGUCCACACACACACGCACAUACACACCGACUGCGUACGCACGCUUCUGUCUCUCCGGCCUCUCCUCUUCUUCCUCACCAGCACGUUCUGGUUGUAGAGGCCGCUGAAAGGAUCGCUUAGCUCGACCACGAGCUCAGCGAUCCACGUUAUGCCCCCCAUCAGCGCCACAAAAGUGGGGCGCGUGAUGGCCGCGGCAGAUGGGCCGGCAAGAGCGGCUUCGUAGAGAAAUGUGAAAACCAUACACGUCAUCAGCCACUGCACACAUCGAAGCGAGAAGAACGAAUGACGGGGUGAGCGCGGCCGGCCUUCCCCUGCCCUGCUCACCGUGAGGAAGAAGUAGUGCAGGGGAGGGAACCCUUGCUCUGUCAGUGAUUGACGAGUGCCGCGCAAUGUCCUCAGCUCCUGCAGCAAACAGGGCAGACAAGACUAGAUACCACCUCCCAUGACAAACCCAAACUCACAACAUUGGCACCUUGAUGAAACCCAUCGCCUUGGUAGACUCCAUCACAUCGACCACAUUGUACAGCGCGUAGUCAUCAGUCUGAAGAAUGGAGCACACGUGACACACAAAGUGAGAGGAGGGGUGAGAGGCUCUUUCUCUGCGUUCUCACCUGUUGAACGGCAGGCAAGUCAUAGAGCACUUUGUAGCGAUUGAAAUCGAUUCCGCUCCCUGCCACAUAUGUGGCAUUGGCGUCGACGUCUGGUCGGCCCCCCGUCCCAUCCCUCGCCGCGAGAAAAGGGAACAGCAGGGUCAUGAAGUUUCGGGGGGCCGGCGAUGGCCGAGGGAGCACCAGAUCCGUCAGGUGCUUGUUGGGUGCGGAGGGGGGCGAUGUGGCGUGAUGGGCUGCGUCGAAUCUGCCGGAUGGGGAGCCUGCAGCGGUUGACUGAAGGGGGAAGGGGAGAGAUAGCAGCGGGGGAGGAGCCUGACCGCGGGCCGAGCCCGACGAGUGGGCCACACGUGGACGGGCGUAGCUCAUUGGCAUGUGGUGAGAGCCGGUGAUUGCUUUCCAGCUGAGGCGCUUGAUGCGAACCGGCCAGGCGUUCUCUCGAAACAGCCCUCUCGCAUAACGGUCCUAAUACACACACACACACACAGGCAUGCAUACGCGCACAUCAUGGCCCCUUCCCCAGCCCGUCACACUCACCACUUCAGCGAGGGCGAAUAUCCGUCGCUCUGGGUCAUUCCGCAGCUCGACAUCUAUGAACUUGGCCAGCAUGUCGAUAGUGGAGAUCUCGUUUUGAAUCAUCGCCCGAAUCUGACAGGAUGAGGCAGAAACCGCCACACAAACAGUCCAAUUGAUCACGACGCUGUGCUCUUUGUGCAUUCCUCCCUCCCCACUCACCUGUUGCUGUCGAGUGUAGCACUGGUUGAUGGUGAGCGAGGUCACUGUACCGCUUAGAAUGGAGAUGAAAGGCACCAGUGUUCGAUUCAGGAACCCCUCAGGAAGAGCAAAUCGCCGUCGCGUGGCCCUCCCGACAAGGAAGAAGACAGUCCUUGACAGAGGCGGAUAGAAUAUGUAGCUCAGCAGCAUACAGAGCAGCGCAAGCCUGACCAGAAGGGACGGACAUACCCAUAUCCGCAUUCGCGUUUACUUUGUAGCUUGGUUGCCUUAAGGCGUACCAUGGGACAUUGAGAAGGAGGAUUGACGUAGCCAUCGACAAGGUGAACCCCGUCUUGCUUAUGAGCCGCUCCAGCCACGUGACAAACGCCUUCUUCGGCCGAAGGACUGCCGGCGAGGUCUUGGACGGAGGGGGCAUGGUGGCUGUGUCGUUGACCGCCAGCACCUCAUCUGCAGCAGCAGCAUCGACCUGUUCCUCCUCCUCCUCCUCCCCUCCCUGUUCUUCCUCCUCCGCCGCUGCUGCCGCUGCCUCAUCUCCCUCUUUGUCCUUCUCCGCUAGUGCUGCAUCACCGGCACUCUCACCCUUUUGGGCACUCGCUGCCAGCAAUGAAUCGCUGACCUCAAUCUCCAGCACCGGAACAUCUGUCACGUCGCGCGGGGACUCGCCGACUACAGGUGGCUCGCUCGUGCGCUGAGAGAUGGAAGCAGUGCUCCUCUCUUGCCCAGUAGCAGCGGCAGCAGCAGGAUGAGGUUCGUCAGCCUCAGUUUCGGUGGCGGCAGGUUUGGCUGGUGCUGCUUCUGGCGCGAUGGCUGUUGCUGUUGCGGCUGUUGCGGUGGCUGAUCUGACUGACGUUGCGCCGGUCCUCCAAUGAUGAGCCCGUAGCGCGGCGACUGACGAGGGAUAGAUGAGUCCUUCCGAGUGGGAACAAUAGAAGCAGGAAAAGACCAGCAGGAACAGACAGCCCCGCAUCUUGAGUUGUGAUGAGGCUGGCCAGGCGGGAAGGGAGAGGCUGUCGUGUCC
Molecule: messenger RNA, 2532 nt
Organism: Vitrella brassicaformis
Lineage: Eukaryota; Vitrellaceae
Source: the annotation of a GenBank genome assembly